AUGAUCGCAUCUGUACCUCGCGUUUUGCAAUCAACGAACGUACCAAAGGAUUACUCAGAAAGCGAACAAUGCACUUGCACAGCACGUCAAUCAAUACAACUAUUGGCUGAUAUUAGCUGGUUUGUUCGACAAACUUUUCUUCGCCAAUGGGAUAGCCCGAGAAUAACUUCGUAUUUUGAACGUGAAGGUGGUGAAGGAGGAGGUGAAGAUAGAAGGCAUGUGAAG
Messenger RNA from Ambispora leptoticha, 225 nucleotides. The record is from the annotation of a GenBank genome assembly. Lineage: Eukaryota; Fungi; Glomeromycota; Glomeromycetes; Archaeosporales; Ambisporaceae.